Molecule: messenger RNA, 1075 nt
Organism: Branchiostoma floridae (Florida lancelet)
Lineage: Eukaryota; Metazoa; Chordata; Leptocardii; Amphioxiformes; Branchiostomatidae
Exons: 9
Coding region: 155-1075 (306 amino acids)
Source: RefSeq, a predicted model, not a curated record
UGGCUUAGAUUUGGUCUGUCAGGGUUGGGUACUGUUACAUGACUUCUGUAUCCUGUAUUAGGGUGUGCCGUGCUGAGCUAACAUACAAGUGUGCUGAACAACUUGCACCCGAGGCAGCUUGUUCUCCAAAGUUAUAAAGACCUGACCGACCACCAUGGGGGAGGGAAACACGGCAGGGUAUGUCAUAGUCUUCUUUGUGGUGGGGGUGCUCGUCAUGAUCAUCACGCUGCUGGCCUUGUCCUUCCAGCGCCUGGAGUCUGACGAAAUCGGUAUUGUGUACGACACCAUCCAGAAGCACCUGGGGUCAGAGGUCAAGCAGGAGGGCCUGCACAUAGGACCUGUGGGCUUCGUGUUCAUCAAGUUUCCUUCUGUCUUCAAGACGCUGGGGUAUACCGACCUCACCUGCUUAGACAAGGAUGGGGUUCCCAUAGUGCUUGACGUUGCGUUCCAGUACCUGGCUCGACCCUCCGACCUGCACAGGAUCGUCAUGGAGUUCCGGGACCACGAGAACUACGUCAACGUGCUGACAACCGCUGGGGAGGCUGCCAUGCACGAGGCCUGUAGUAAGUUUAACACGUCUGAGUUCCAGUCGGCGCGUGCGCUCUUCACCGAGGAAGUCCGGGAAACUCUCAGCCUGCGGUUCAAUGACCUCAGCUCCGACAUUACAGACCUGCAGGUCAAUGACAUUACAAAGCCUCCAGCUUACGAACGUGCCGUGCGAGACAAGGAAGCUGCAAGAGAAAACAUCCAGGUUGCUGAGAACGAGCGCCCGAGGCAGCUGACCCAGGCCAGGACCACUCUGAGAGAGGCGGAGACGCAGGCGCAGAUCGCCAUCAACAAGGCUCAGUCUGAUGCCAGGAUAGCUAUCAGCAGAGCGGAGGCAGAGGCAGCGGCUAUCACCAAUGAAUACCAGACUGAAGCCGACACCUACGCCACCAUCAUCCAGAGCCAGGGUCUCACCACUGAGGGCUUCCUCGCUUAUAUGGGUGUACGGGCUAUCGGUUCCUCCAAGAACCCGGUGUACGCAGGUGUGAUGGCCCCAGCUAAGACAUCGUACCUGGGAGAAAAAGCCUGA